Messenger RNA from Fonsecaea nubica, 1521 nucleotides. RefSeq lists its product as hypothetical. NCBI's taxonomy places the organism in Eukaryota, Fungi, Ascomycota, Eurotiomycetes, Chaetothyriales, Herpotrichiellaceae. Gene Ontology annotation, biological process: carnitine biosynthetic process. The coding region runs from base 1 to 1521 and encodes 506 amino acids. Gene Ontology annotation, cellular component: mitochondrion. The record is from RefSeq and is a predicted model, not a curated record. The transcript has a single exon. Gene Ontology annotation, molecular function: oxidoreductase activity.
AUGCGAAUUCGCCUACAGGGAGCCGGAAAGGGACUGGCAAAGCUUGGCAGUCGAGCACGUCAACCGACAGAGAGACUCAAGAAUAUACUACCAGGACGGGCGCCGAUAGGGACAGGGGCAUUAUCUGCACCCGAGGUCAGGGCGAGGAAUUCGCGAUUGAAAAGCCUGGUCAAUGACUUGGAAGAAUCUUCGAGGCCAGAUACCAACAAUGCAGCUGGGUCGGGUCUAGAUGAGGUGUUUGACGACGUCGGAGCUUCGAGACAGGAGUCCCCGCCAUCUCAGACCCGGUCCAGAGGUGGCAAGCUCAGAGAGGGCAUUCUGGUGGACAAUGGCAUUCCUCUCGUCUCUCCGAUCCUUGCCCGCGACGCUUGCAAGUGCUCGGAAUGUGUCGACCCUUCCGACCGACAACGCAAUUUCUCCUACGCAGACAUACCCACCGACAUUGGUUUCAGCAGAGUAACUCCCGUCGAGAGUUCGGGGGACACCAUUGUCAGCUGGCGCAAUGACGCUCCCCCGCACUCCGCAGGUACAUCGACAAUCUUCGACAAGGAGACCAUCUCGUCUCUGAGGAAGCCGUUCCGCAACCCGCGCUGGCAUCUGUACAGCCUGGCGCAGAAACUGUGGGACGCUGAGUCAUUCACGCGUGAUUCCAACCGAUUCGACUUCAACGAGUACAUGAGCAGUGACGACGCCUUGGCCGAGGCUCUCCACCUGCUGUGGCGGGACGGCCUCGUGUUUAUCGACGGGGUGCCCGAGUCAGAGGGUUCUGUUUCGCAGCUGGUGACCCGUAUCGGACCGCUCAUGAACACCUUCUACGGUCCGACAUGGGACGUCCGUUCGGUGCCCAACGCCAAAAACGUCGCCUACACAGCCAAAUACCUCGGGUUCCACAUGGACUUGUUGUAUAUGCGGGAGCCUCCGGCGUUCCAGUUCCUGCACUGCAUCCACAACGAGAGCGUCGGGGGCGAGUCCCGGUUCGCCGACACAUUCAAGGCUGUCGACGAGCUAUACUCGCAAGACCCGGCCAAGGUCCGCGACCUGAUGACCUACCCGGUGCGGUACGAGUACGACAACGACGGCUACUUCUACUCGGACCUGAAGCCCACGAUCCUCAAGCGACAGGAACUGAACGUGCCCAACCGCCCAACCCACAAUGCCCAACACCCGUACGUCAUGUCCGACAUCGGCCGCGUCUACUGGUCGCCGCCGUUCGUGGGCAACAUCCACCCGAAGCUGGAGCACCACGAGCUCGUGCGCUUCGUCGCCGCGAGCAACGCCUUUGCCUCGAUCCUCGAGCGGCCCGACAUGGUCAUCGAGGAGAAGAUGGACAGCGGCACGUGCGUCAUCUUUGACAACCUCCGCGUCGUACACGCCCGCAAUGCCUUCGACCUCAACUCGGGCCGCCGCUGGUUGAGGGGCGCGUACCUCGCCCGCCAGGAUUUUGUGAGCAAGGCCUCGUCCAUGGUCCACCGGAUGCCCGCCAACAUUAGGUUUUAUACGCUCGACGGCGAGCAGUCGUGA